GCAAAACAUCCUGUAUUUAUUUUUUAUAAUAGUUUGCUUGCUCGUUCAUUUAUUUGACUUCGAAAUAUUAAAUCUUUAUGAAAAAUUAUGUUUUAAUAACGUUAUAUUAUAAAUUUUAACACUUUUCUCAAUCUACCAAAGAAAAAGCGAUACAUUUCUCUUCUAGUUGUUAGCUUUAGAGUAUUCACUGUAUUAUCGUAAUGAGGCCUUUGAGGAUAAGAUUACGAAAUGUGAUAAUAGGUGGAGGAGCAAUUCUGUUUGUAAUAGCUGUAUACUAUUUUUCACAUCGAAAGUCUCAUCAGAUUGAAAUACCAUCAGCAAAAGGCAGCAAAGAUGGAAUGACAAGUGCAAUGAUGUCAACUAUUGUUAACCAGCCUUCGUUUCCCAAUUACAAUGUUCACAUAUUCUAUUAUCCCUGGUACGGCACCCCAGGAGUUGAUAAAAAGUGGCUGCAUUGGAAUCAUCCGUAUUUAGAGCAUUGGAACAAAAUUGAGCAAAAAAAAUGGCCAACAGGAAGACAUUCUCCACCUGACGACCUGGGAUCUACUUUUUAUCCAAAGUUGGGGCCAUAUAGUUCGAAAAACGAAACAAUAAUUAACAAUCAUAUGGAGCAAAUCAAGAAAGCAGGAGUAGGCGUUCUUGUCCUUACUUGGUAUCCCCCAGGCUCGUCUGAUGAGAAUGGUGCUCCUUUGGAUCCUGUUACAAUUCUAGUUUUAGAUUCAGCUCACAAGCAUGAACUAAAAGUCUGUUUUCAUAUAGAGCCAUAUCAAGGACGUAAUGCUCAAAGCAUGAACGUUAAUAUAAAAUAUAUUAUUGAUAAAUAUGGAAAGCAUCCUGCAUUUUAUAGAAGGGUUGCAAAAGAUGGUCGAGAAUUACCAGUAUAUUAUAUUUAUGACAGCUAUAAUAUCCCUGCAGCGUCUUGGUCUCAAUUAUUGCGCCCUAACUCUGGACUAUCCUUAAGAGGAGGAAAAUAUGACGGUAUAUUUAUAGGUUUGCUUGUAGAAGAAAAGCACAAAAUAGACUUGAUAGGAGCUGGUUUUGACGGGUUUUAUACUUACUUUGCGUCUGAUAAGUUCUCUUUUGGCUCUACGCUUUACAAUUGGAAGAGCUUAGCUGAAUAUGCUCAAAGAAAAAAUGUUCUGUUUAUUCCUAGUGUGGGUCCAGGCUACAAUGAUCGCAAAGUUCGACCGUGGAAUUAUGUAAAUAACAGAAAUAGAGACAAUGGCAAAUAUUACGAAAGAUCUUUAAAAAUGGCCUUUGAAAUCAAGCCGUCAAUUUUAAGUAUUACAUCCUUUAACGAAUGGCAUGAGGGUACCCAAAUCGAGGAAGCUGUUCCUCAUCUUGCCACUGGAGACGGAGGCUCUUAUGAUGAUUAUUCCCCAAAUAUGCCGGAUUUUUAUUUAACUCUUACCAGAACAUGGCUUAGUUUGUCACCGGAUUCGCUAAAUCGACACUAG
Molecule: messenger RNA, 1457 nt
Organism: Dimorphilus gyrociliatus
Lineage: Eukaryota; Metazoa; Annelida; Polychaeta; Dinophilidae
Source: the annotation of a GenBank genome assembly